This is a messenger RNA of Funneliformis geosporum, 1356 nucleotides long. The record is from the annotation of a GenBank genome assembly. NCBI's taxonomy places the organism in Eukaryota, Fungi, Glomeromycota, Glomeromycetes, Glomerales, Glomeraceae.
AUGACAACGCCAGAAAUUGAUGUUAAUUAUCAAAAUGAUAAUGGAAUUGCUAGAAGCGAUUCAAUCGAUGAUAAAGAAUUUGAAAAGUCAUUACUACGAAAAAUGGAUUUUAGAAUUAUUCCUUUAUUAACUUUUUUAUAUCUUUUAAAGUUAAUAUUGGAAAUGCAUCUUGAAGAGGAUCUUGGAUUAGUUAACGAUCAAUAUAAUUGGUGUCUUAGUAUUUUUUUCGUAGGAUAUAUUUUUUUUGAAGUUCCUUCGAAUUUAACGCUUAUAAAAACAAGUCCAUCAAAGUGGAUUCCAUCCACGAUGAUAUUUUGGGGAAUUACAAUGUCACUCAUGGCACUCGUAAAAAAUUAUCAUGGGUUAUUGUUAGCAAGAUUUUUCUUGGGAGUUUUCGAGUCUGGAUUAUAUCCAGGUGUUAUUUUUUAUAUUACAAUGUGUGGUUUGUUAGCAUACGGUAUUGUAAGAUUAGACGGAAAAUUAAACCUAACAGGAUGGCAAUGGUUAUUCUUAAUCGAAGGAGUAAUUACAAUUGUAGUCGCUUUUUUUGCAUAUUUUUACAUUGCUGAUUAUCCUGAAAAAGCUAAAUGGCUUGACGAUAAAGAACGCAGAUUUGCUACCCAACGAUUAAUUCAAGAUGCCGGGAAAGCUCACAUAAUCCAUUUCGACAAAGUCCAGCUAUUCGAAGCGUUAAAAGAUUGGAAAGUUUACAUGUCUAUGAUACAGCUUUGUGGGCUUUCAACAUCACUUUAUUCUUUUUCAUUUUUUCUUCCGUCUAUCGUAAAGGGAUUGGGAUUUGAUUUCGUCAUAUCACAGUUAUUAUCGGUACCACCAUUUUUAUGUGGGUCUUUGUCAACAUUAUUUGUAGCCAUACUUUCGGAUCGUAAACGUACUCGUGCUCCAUUUAUUGUUAUAUUAUCACUUAUUGGGAUAGUUGGUUAUAUUUUAUUAAGUGUACCUUCAUUUGGUAUUGCUGCAAAAUACAUUGGAGCUUGCGUUGUUGGAAUUGGUGCGGGUCCGAGUCUUGUAACUACAAUUACAUGGCUAACAAAUAACGUGGCGGGUAACGGGAAAAGAAGUGUGGCGACGGCAAUGUUGAUAGCAUUUGGGAAUGUAGGGGGGAUAAUAGGAUCACAGAUCUAUCGACCAAACGAUGCUCCACUUUAUUUAAUUGGUCAUUUAAAGUCUGCGAUAUUCUUAAUUGUCUUAAUUUGUUUUACCAUUGUACAAUAUUAUUAUUUAAAAAAACUUAACAAGAAAAAGCAGGUGGAUCCGCAAUCUUUCUUGGAAGGAAAAAGUGAAAAAGAAAUUGGGGAUAUGGGUGAUAAACACCCAGAUUUUAUUUAUAUUUUGUAA